GCUCCUCGGGGGCUCCAGGACAAGGGAAAAGACCGGCUGGGAUCUCCUGAGCCUACGGGACCGCGUGGUGUGGAUAAACCCGAGGAGCCGCUGGGACUAAGGAUGGACGAGCUGUGUGGGUCCCGGUUCUGGUCGUUGCUCGUGGCCCUAGUGCUGAGCUUUGUCCUGCACAUAAUCUUCCUGCUCUGCUGGUUGGGCUUGCCCAGCCAUUUCUGGGCCUUCUGCGCCCAGCAGUGCUCGGCCUCGCAAGUCCGAGCCCAGCAAAGCCAGGCUCAGGAGAGCCGCGCUCGGCUGAGCGAUGCUGAGCAAGGCCACGCCCUGAAAGAUGACGCCCAGCAAAGCCAGGCUCAGCAAAGCCGGGCUCGGCAGUACGGCGCCAAGCAAAGCAAAGAGGAGCAGCUCGCCCGGGAGAGACGGACCCUGGAAAGCCUCACCCGGCAGAGCCUCGCUAUUCAGAUGCUCUCCCUGAAGAUGCACGCUGAGCAAAGCCAGGCUCAGCAGAGCCACGCUCCGGAGAACGGCGCUCAGCGGUGGGGGGCUCAGCAAAGCUGCGCCCAGUGGAGCCUCGCUCAGCGGUGCGGCACCCUGCAAAAACGAGCCCAGCAGAGCCAGGCUCAGCAGAGCCAGGCUCAGGAGAACGGCGCUCAGCGGUGGGGCACCCAGCAAAGCCUCACCCAGCAGAGCCUUGCCCUGCAAAGCGACACCCAGCAGAGCCUCGUCCAGCAGAGCCACGCUGAGCAAAGCCAGGCCCAGCAGAGCGGUGCUCAGCAGUGGGCUGCUCAGCAAACCCAGGCUGAGCAGAGCCUUGCCCCGCAAAGCCUCGCUCAGCAAAGCCAAUCUCAGCAGAAAGGCAGUGAGCAAAGCCAGGCUCAGCAAAGCCACACUGAGCAAAGCCAGGCUCAGCACUGCAGCACCAGACCCUAGACCCACCUAAGACGCACCUGAGAAGGUCCAAGUUCUGGUCCAGCCCGUUUGAAUUGACAUUUACUGUGGUUUGAGCAAACUUUGGGGUUUUCCUUGUUUCCUUCCUUCUCAUUUUCCAUCAUUUUGAGGUGUUGCCCAUUAUUUCAGGGUCCUCAUAAUUUUUGGAGGAUCUCCCAUCAUUCUGGGGGCUCCCCAUCAUUUUCGGGGGUCCUUGUGAUUUUUGGGGUGUUUUCUGUCAUUCUGAGGUGCUUCCCCAUAAUUUUGAGAUCCCUUCAUAAUUUUAGGGAGUUCCUAGUCAUUUUGGGGUGUUUUCUGUCAUUUUGGGGGGCUCCUUGUAAUUUUGGGUUGCUCUUAUGAUUUUGGGGGUUUGCCAUCAUUUUGGGGUGUCCUCAUAAUUUUAGGAGGUGGUCCCUCUGAUUUUUGGGGGGUUCCCCAUCAUUUUGGGGGCCCUUCAUCAUUCUGGGGGUGGUCCCUGUAAUUUUUGGGAUUCCUUCCCCAUUUAAGUGUUUCCCCAUCAUUUUUGGGUCCUCUCAUCAUUUGAGGGGGGCUCUCCAUCAUUUUGGGAUGAUCUCAUCAUUUUGGGUGGAUUCUCCAUCAUUUUGGAGGUUUAAUUUUUUGAGUGUUCCCAGACAUUUUGAGGGAUUCCUGAUAAUUCUGGGGUCUUCUCGUCGUUUUGGGGGAUUCCCCUCAUCAUUUUGGGGUUUCCCCAUCAAUUUGGGGUCCCUUCAUCAUUUUGAGGUGGUCCUUGUAAUUUUUGGGAUUCCCUCAUCGUUUUAGGGGUUCCCCAUUAUUUUUGUAUUCUCUCAUCAUUUUUAGGGGCUCCUCAUCAUUUUGGGGGGUUCCCCUCAUUUUGGGAGUGUACUUGUAAUUUUUGGUGCAUUCCCAGUCAUUUUGAGGGUUUCCCUUCCCAAUAAUUUCAGGGUCUUCUCAUCGUUUUGGGGGAUUCCCAUCAUUUUAGAGUCCCUUCAUCAUUUUAGGGGUUCCUCGUCAUUUUGGGGUCCCUUCACCGUUUUGGGGGGGUCUGACCACCAGAAAAAUGUCUUUGACCACCCAAAAAUUGACUUUGAACACCCAGUAAUUGAGGUUGCCUUCCCUCAAAAACGGGAGGUAACAGCACAAAACCCCCUGAAAAUUCACUGGGAUUUUGUGUGAAAAAUAGGGAAAAGCUGCAAAGCAUUUAAUUUUUCGACAUAUUAAAAAAAUAAUGUGUUUAUCAAUAUUAA
Pseudopipra pipra is the source of this 2147-nucleotide messenger RNA. RefSeq lists its product as uncharacterized. The coding region runs from base 103 to 924 and encodes 273 amino acids. The transcript is spliced from 2 exons. The record is from RefSeq and is a predicted model, not a curated record. NCBI's taxonomy places the organism in Eukaryota, Metazoa, Chordata, Aves, Passeriformes, Pipridae.